Messenger RNA from Chroicocephalus ridibundus (black-headed gull), 1813 nucleotides. It is a transcript of the gene ARGLU1, whose product is annotated as arginine and glutamate rich 1. The coding region runs from base 270 to 1100 and encodes 276 amino acids. NCBI's taxonomy places the organism in Eukaryota, Metazoa, Chordata, Aves, Charadriiformes, Laridae. Gene Ontology annotation, molecular function: cadherin binding. The record is from RefSeq and is a predicted model, not a curated record. The transcript is spliced from 4 exons. Gene Ontology annotation, cellular component: mitochondrion; nucleoplasm.
UACCGCGGCGCAGUGCAUUGUGGGGCGGAAGAGGAGAGUCACCGCUCUGCUGGGGCCGCCAUCUUGCCUGCGUCCGGAUUCGCUCCCGCUUUCGCGGCCUGCUCCUUCUCCUCGCAGCGCAAAGCAGGGGAAAGGGAGAGGACGAGGGGCCCGCCCGGGCGGCGCCGAUGCGUGCAGAGCCUCCUCGCACCUCUCUCGGGCGCCGCUAGCGAAGGGGGCGGGGGGUGGUCGGGCGGUCGCCGGCGCGGCCUCUCCUCUCCUUUGCCGGGAUGGGCCGGUCCCGCAGCCGGAGCUCGUCCCGCUCCAAACACACCAAGAGCUCCAAGCACAACAAGAAGAACCGGAGCCGGUCGCGGUCCCGCUCCCGGGAGAAGGAGCGGGCGCGGAAGCGCUCCAAGUCCCGGGAGAGCAAGCGGAACCGUCGCCGGGAGUCCCGGUCCCGCUCCCGCUCCAACACGGCCCCCUCCUCCCGCCGCGACCGGGAGCGGGAGCGCGAUCGCGCCUCCUCCCCGCCCGACCGCAUCGACAUCUUCGGGCGCACGGUGAGCAAGCGCAGCAGCCUGGACGAGAAGCAGAAGCGGGAGGAGGAGGAGAAAAAAGCGGAGUUCGAGCGGCAGCGGAAAAUUCGUCAACAAGAAAUUGAAGAGAAACUCAUAGAGGAAGAAACUGCUCGAAGAGUGGAAGAGCUUGUGGCUAAACGUGUAGAAGAAGAGUUGGAGAAAAGGAAGGAUGAGAUUGAGCGAGAGGUUCUCCGCAGGGUGGAGGAGGCUAAGCGCAUCAUGGAAAAACAGUUGCUCGAAGAACUCGAGCGACAGCGACAAGCUGAACUUGCAGCACAAAAAGCCAGAGAGGAAGAAGAGCGUGCAAAGCGUGAGGAACUAGAGCGAAUACUGGAAGAGAAUAAUCGAAAAAUUGCAGAAGCACAGGCUAAACUGGCUGAAGAACAAUUGAAAAUUGUUGAAGAACAAAGAAAGAUUCAUGAGGAGAGGAUGAAACUAGAACAAGAGAGACAACGUCAGCAAAAGGAAGAGCAAAAAAUUAUCCUGGGCAAAGGGAAGUCUAGGCCAAAACUGUCCUUCUCACUAAAGAGCCAGGAUUAAAUUGCAACUCUGAACUCUUAAAAGAAAAAAAAAGAAACAAACAAACAAAAAAAACAACAAAAAAAGGAAAACAAACAAAAAAACUUUGUAUGGUAGCUUCAUGUUGAAGUGGUUUUUUUUUUCUCUCAAUUUUUUUUUUUUGUCUUUUUUGAAAGUCUGGAAAGUUAGCUUGUUCUAAUAGGGGCUGUGCUCUGCAAUUCUUAAUUUUUUUUAAACUUCCAUUACGUUAAACCCUUAUCAGAUCAUUGUUGCCUUUUAGAGGGUAAUCUGUUUUCAUCAAUUUUGUUUCUGUAUUAGUGGCCUGAAGCAGAUCAGGUCACUUUAUGAAUUGUGGAUGAUCUGAUAAGGUUUUACUGACCUACGCAUCAGAGUUUGACUCUGAUAAUUGACAGAACUUUAUACUGGGUAUUGCUGACUUUUAAUUUUAUUUUUUUUUUUUUUAAAAGUCAGUAAAUACAUGAGUAAAUUGCCAUAGUAUUACUGGACCUCUGUGGUUUAUUGUUAAAUCAGUGUCCUAUGAUACUGUCCCAUUGUUGCUCUUGAUGUUCCUGAUACAGGUAAGGAAAUAGUUUGUCACUUCUGCUAUGAAUACAUAGAGAGAGUUCAGUAUUGUCUCUGUUAGAUUUGUUUUUAUUACGUUGACAGCAUUCAACCAGCGUUCCCCAUUGUGUAAAUAAACCAAUUUGCUGAAUAAAGUGAAAGUCUUAAAUUCA